Molecule: messenger RNA, 441 nt
Organism: Macrosiphum euphorbiae (potato aphid)
Lineage: Eukaryota; Metazoa; Arthropoda; Insecta; Hemiptera; Aphididae
Source: the annotation of a GenBank genome assembly
AUGACCAAGUAUGCGUAUUGUCGAAGCUCGAGAUUGACUAAAAUAGUCAUAGCGAUAAUACUUAUUAAACGCCAUACGAUUCACGUAGGUCCGGUGCACGGUCCGCGGAGGUGCUGGAUACCGGUGUUGACCACGCAACUUUCGGAUAGCACCACGGCAUACGCCAGCAUGGACGGGCAAUCGUCUUCGGCCGACGAGGAGCGCGAACCGAUGCUCCCCGGGGACGACCACCAGUCGGACGACAUUCCACUGUACCGGUUGGACGGACAGAAGCAGUCGGCCGCCUCGUUGGCGUCGACACCUGCGAUUGCGCCGGAGACGGCCGGCCUGGAGAUCAACGCAGAAGUGGCCCAGCGACCACGGCGGCCCAGCACGCUGCGGCGCCAAAACAGUAACGUCAGCAACAGGGUCGAAGUGAUUUUCGACGAGACGGUUCUCUAA